Molecule: messenger RNA, 882 nt
Organism: Parnassius mnemosyne (clouded apollo)
Lineage: Eukaryota; Metazoa; Arthropoda; Insecta; Lepidoptera; Papilionidae
Source: the annotation of a GenBank genome assembly
AUGUCGAAAAAAAAUCGUGGACCUAAUUUCUGUGCUAAUGAAAAAGAAAUUUUAAUAGGACUCAUUCUAAAACAUAAACAUAUAAUAGAAAACAAAAAAACAGAUGCAGUGACGAUUGCUCAUAAAAAUGAGGGUUGGAAGGUGCUCACGGAAGAGUUCAACUCCCUGAGUAGUUUCAAUGUCCGAAAUACCGACCAACUUAGGACUUGUUGGGAUAACCUUAAAAGAACGACAAGGAAAGACAAAGCUGCAACUAAGAAGGAGAUUUUCUUAACAGGUGGGGGCAAGCCCAAUCAUCCACCACCAGGGCCUUUUCAAGAGCAAGUAGAAAUAUUACUUGGCCCUACAUUAGAUGGUCUUCAUAACGAAUUUGAUAGUGAUGGUCAAUUUCAAGAAGACUCGGUUACACCGUCGAAUAAAGUAAUGGAAGUUGCAGAAGUAUUACCGACCAUUGUUUUAUUAGAUGCAGUACCUGGCUGUUCAACUGUGAUUGACCAAGCUGGUUCCUCGGGACUGAAUAGCUCCUUGGCUGAAUCAGAGGGUUUAAAUAAGGAAGCAAUUGAUGGCAGAAGUCGUUGUGAAGUUCAGGAUAAGGAUAAUAUUUGGCAUGGUUGGUCUCCAGCUGCACUAAAAACCAAAAUGUCAGAUGCACUGAUUACAAAAAAAAAGGGGAGUCCGACAUGGCUUCACAGGAGAAGACCAAGGGCUUCAAUGGCUGACAAUUUACUGGCUAGCAAGUUGGAGCUAGUAGAAAUUUUGAAAAAAAAUGUAGAAAUUGAGGCAGAAAAGAAAAAUUUAUUGCUCGACGAGCAACUUAAACAAGAAAGAUUAAAAACUGAACUAUUAGAGUUACAGUUAUCUUUGGCAAAAAAUAAAAAUUAG